AGAGAGAGAAGCGGAGUUGGAUCUUGGCUCUCAGCUCUCAGGUCCCUCUCUCUCUGACACACAGUCGUCGGUGAAGGAGCCAAAAAGAAAGUUGGCUCAGUUGGCGUCUGUGCAGCGUCGACUUUGGUUCGUUCAUCGCUCUCCUCUUCCGCUUUUGUCGUCGAUUUCCUUGGAGCCACGUCUUGUUUCCGUCGCUUGCAACGCAAAGACUUGCAUAACCGAGCGUGGCCAAUCAAAUUCAACAGCUGUGUCUGUCCUGUCUGUUUUGGCUGCCAACGCCAUUGUCAAGAGUGGUGGUAACGGCUGUUGCUGCCACAACCAAGUUCUUCUUUCACAUUUUUGUUCGCUUUCGUUUUCUCAUUGCCCUACGCGCCGCUUUUGCGUGUUUUGCUUUGUUUCCACUCCCCCCUUGUUAUUUUGACGCCGCUUUAGUGCGUUCGGGACGCGCGGAUGGCGUGACCUCGCCUUUCCUUCCAUUUGAAUUUGAAUUUGAAUUCUUUUUGGGUUGGGUGUGUUUUUUGGUCGGGGUGGUGAGAGGCAAGGAGGGGGAGAAGGGCCAGUUAUAGAUUGUUGUUACACGCACAGUCAGCAAAACCGUUUACUGUUCGUCGACCGUCUUAUCGCCAUGCAGACACAAUUCGAUUGGUGAAUCCGAAACAACCACCGUGUAUCGCAGGGCCGUCUAUCGAAUGACGUGAUUGCUACGUGGUGAUGGAGUCGUCGACGAAUUAUUCCAGUCAAAUGCAACCAGUUUCGGUUCUGUCACCAUCUCUCGAACGUGUCACGCAUCAAACAAACAAGAUAAUGAUCUCGUGCAACAGCAGCAGCGGGGCGCUGCUCGACGGUUGUUCGCCAAUAGCCGCGUCCAACAACAACCAUCAACCAGAUCAACAACAACAACAACUAUACGACCAUCUGUUACGGACGAUUGCCAUCUCUAUCCAGGCGGCUUGUAUGCUCGUCGCUCUUCUCUUGGCUUUUCUCGUUUUCCGUUACCGCAAAUACAAGGCUAUUGCUGGAUCAGCUUGGAUUCUGCUGGAAUUAAUGCUCAUCGGUGCGCUGCUUCUCUAUUCCAUCGUAGUGGUACGCUACUUUGAAUCGUCAGCCGAUCUUUGUCUGCUGGAGCCUUGGCUACGUGAACUCGGAUUCACCUGUUGCUAUGGCACAAUCGUCUUGAAGAUAUAUCGACUCUUGGUGGAAUUCCGGACGCGUAAAGCCCAUCGUUGGGUUGUGCGCGAAAAGGACCUGCUCAAAUACUGGGCGGUGAUGAUCACCUGCGUCAGCGUCUAUUUGGCUUCCGGUACCAUCUCCACAUUGGAACACAGCGAUCACAACGAGCACUCGAUUUGGAAAGUAUGGGAUCAUAGCGCUGCUGCUGCUGCUAGUGCAGAUCAAUCGGCGAUGAUGGAUGCGGUUGCUUUUCCAUCGGCGUCAUCGUCGAACCACUCGCGUUCCACUCAUCUGCUUUUCCCCAAGAGUAUCAAAGGCACCGGAGAGACGAACAGCGGCCGAGUCGGCGUGAGAGUCCGUGUCGACGGCUCCCGCAACAGCAACGCAUCGUUUCUCCUACAAAAGGCUCGUGUGCUGAGACGCGGCACGGUGCUGGGCGGAUUCAUCGAUCCAUCACACUCGAAUGUAGCUGCGACUGGUCACGACGACGUUGACGCUCUUCGUCGUUCGAUCCUCACCGAUACGACGACCGAGACUUUUGCUCAGACUGAUUUCGAUGCAGAUAACGAUACCCGUAUCACUGCUAGCGUAUCUGCUGAAGCCAAUCAGUGGAACAACGCGACGAACAAGACUGACGUCAUUCCCAAUUGCGAUGUCAACGCUACGCCAGACGGUGGCCAUACCGGCGGUAACAGUUUGCUCUACACUCGAUUUCAAGUCGAUUCCGGUUCUUACUUUACCGUUUGUCGCCAAUUGUGGUGGCAUUACGUCAACAUGGCAGGUGAAUUCCUUUUUUUGCUGUGCGGCUUGUACAUAAGUUCGAACGCGCGCAACGCCGCCAGCCAUCACGGCGAAAAACUCUGUCUUUUCCUGGCAAUUUUGGUGGAAUUUUGCGCCUCUGUCGCCUACACAGUUCUCAGUCGCAUCGCCUGGAUCACUGAUUAUCCAGAUCAUCUCUUCUUAUUGGAAUUUGCCCGCAGUCAGUUAGCCACGACCCUUGUUCUCAUCAUCAUUUUCGGACCGAAAAUCUUCUUCAUCUGCCGCCAAUCGUCCAACAAGGAUCUUCAAAGGAUGCAACAUCAAACUAGUCAAAUAGAAUGUGGAAUUGGUGUGCCCGGCGACUUGCUCGAACGCGGUCAGUCUGCUCCUUGCGGGGAUUCAAACAUGUUUAAAAAUAAUCCAGCCGACGGUGAUGGAGCCGGAACUGAUGCGCCGGCCAUGAUCUCGGCCAAUGGGGAAGUCGAUCUCGGCAAUGUUGACCUGUCACAAAUGGACCCUGAAGUCAUUCGAGAAGAGCUCAAAAGGGUCUACACUCAAUUGCACGUUCUUAAAAUGAAGACGCUGCGCAAAGACAAUCCGCACAUCAGCAAAAGACGGGGUGGCCGCAAACCUCCUCAUCGGCGGUUUUCUUUGCAGAGAAGUCGAGUUCAACGAGAAAAGAGCAAAAGUAGUAGGACCGUAAGGAAACCGGAAAAUGUGGAGGAAACCGGCGUCGAAGAAUCCGUUUGUAGCCUCGACGGGCCCAGUGGCGUUCAUCCUCUGCAGCUGACACAACAGCAGCCCCAUCACGCAACUGAAACUACCGACCUCUUGCCAACCGAAAUCCCUCCCGUUUCAACAUUAACCGCCAGCAGCAAGACUUUGAAAUGAAAUGCAAUCAUUAUAAUAUGCUCGACGUUUUACUAUAGACAAGACGCAACCAAUUGAUUGAAGUUUCACUGGUCCAUUUACUUGGGGAAAAAAAAAAAAAAUAAUACUAGCCAGCAUCUUGAUUUAUAUAUACUUGACUGGGUUGGCCCAUUUUUUUGUUUGUUGUUUCUCAUUCGUUCGACACAAUUUCCGAUGUACAUAUAAGCGACGCGAAUAAGAAUGGAAUACCUACACGUACUAUAGUCAAACAUUUGGUAUUGGUACGAUUGUUGACGCUUCUCGCUUGCCCACAUAAUCUCAUUACUAAUCUUUUGUCUUAUUCUUCUGGUCUUGAUGGUUCUACCUCGUUUUCCCCCCUCCCCCAAUUUUCUGAUUUCAUGUCAAACUUGUUUCGGUGGAUGACAUACUGUAACUGCUGCAUAAUACUCAACGUAUAUACAAUUGGGUGACGUACGAUACACAGCAUACAGCAUGA
Molecule: messenger RNA, 3295 nt
Organism: Daphnia magna
Lineage: Eukaryota; Metazoa; Arthropoda; Branchiopoda; Diplostraca; Daphniidae
Product: probable G-protein coupled receptor 158
Exons: 12
Coding region: 712-2820 (702 amino acids)
Biological process (GO): G protein-coupled receptor signaling pathway
Cellular component (GO): membrane
Molecular function (GO): G protein-coupled receptor activity
Source: RefSeq, a predicted model, not a curated record